AUGGAGGAGCCUACCCAUCAUCCGUGGGAGAAGUUUAUUGAUUUCUAUUUCAGUAUUGGCCUAACAUAUAAAGACAUCAAAUCCGUUCUUGCACGUAGACAUGGCUUUGACAUAAGUGAGAGACAUCUGAAAAGAAUACUGAGGGCGAGGGGGCUUUCUCGUCGUAAUGGGUACUGUGAUCUUGCGGUCCUGGUUGAAUUCAUCAGCAACGAACUACAGUACUCUGGCCAGCUUCACGGGUACCGGUGGAUGUACGCUAAAUGUAGAGAGCAUGGACUACGAAUAAAGAAGGAGGAUGUGCAGUUGGUGUUGAAAGAGCUGGAUCCGAGAGGAGUGUCACUAAGACAAGCAAGACGCCUACGACGACGGAGCUACUUUUCGAGAGGUCCUAACUUCAUUUGGCACAUGGAUAGCUACGACAAACUCAAGCCAUAUGGCUUUUGUAUCAACGGAAGCAUCGAUGGUUUUUCCAGGAAAAUGAUCUGGCUUAAUGCCUAUACCACGAGGAGUGACCCAAAGUUGAUCGGGGGUUAUUACGUUGAUGCAGUCCAGCGUUUAGGGGGCUGCCCCAGGAUUGUGAGAGGCGAUCUUGGGACCGAAAACGGCUAUGUUAGAGACUUUCAGCGGUUCCUUGUCCCGAUCCAUCCAGAUGGCACUGUUGAUAGCUACCUGGAGGGAGCAAGCACCGCCAAUCAACGGAUCGAGUAUUGGUGGGGUUUUCUGCGCAACCAGUGUGUGGAGUUCUGGAUGUCCUUGUUUGCAGACAUCAGAGACAAUGGAUUCUUUGAUGGCGGGUUUCUGGACAAGGCCAUCCUUCAGUUUUGUUGCAUGGGACUCAUCCAGGUGAGUGAGAGAGAGUGAGAGAGAGAGAGAGAGAGAGUGUGUGAAUGUGUGUGUGAGAGAGAGGGGGGGGGGGAGACAGGAAGGAUGGAGGGAGCAGGGGAGAGGAGAGAGACGGGGAAGGUGAGGAAAGAGACAGGGAGGAUGGAGGGAGGGGAGGGAGGAGAGAGAUGGAGAAGGUGAGGAAAGAGACAGGGAGGAUGGAGGGAGGGGAGAGAGGAGAGAAAAGGACUGAGGGAGGAGAGAGACGGAGAAGGUGAGGAAAGAGACAGGGAGGAUGGAGAGAGGAGAGAAAAAGAUUGAGGGAAGAAAGAGACAUAGAGGAGAAUUGUGGAUACAUUUUUUGUUGCACUAUUAAAUUAUAUACUGUUUGUAUGUACAGUUCUUCCUAAUUCUAUUUUGUAUAUUCUUUUUUACAGGAUGAGUUGGAUGACACUGCACAGGUCUGGAAUACCCACACAAUCAGACCAUCAAAAAACAUCAGUGUCCCCAGUGGUCGGCCGAAUGUGAUGUAUGCAUUGCCUCAACUCUAUGGGACCAGAGACUUCCUUUCCCCUGUUGAAGAUGAACAUCUUCAGCUGUGCAAAGAUGAAUGUGUUUUUUGCCGGCCGAUACCAUGCGAUCCAGACGUGUACGAACUAUGCAACAUCUUAA
Xyrichtys novacula (pearly razorfish) is the source of this 1494-nucleotide messenger RNA. Lineage: Eukaryota; Metazoa; Chordata; Actinopteri; Labriformes; Labridae. The record is from the annotation of a GenBank genome assembly.